AUGCCUGAGCUAGCUGAAAUCCACCGCAUUGUGCAUUUCAUCCGCCAACAUCUCGUCGGCAAGACCCUAAGCAAAGUGACCACUCAAAACGAUGACAUUAUAUACGGCAAGGUAGGUACGAGUGCCGCCGAAUUUCAAAAGGUGAUGGAGGGCAAGAAAGUGGUUGGUGCUGGGCAGCAGGGGAAAUACUUUUGGAUCGCAAUGUCUUCCCCGCCGCAUGCCGUAAUGCAUUUCGGCAUGGCAGGGUGGCUUAAGAUUCGCGAUGCUGAUACAUACUACUACCGGACGGACAAGCCAGAGGAUAAGCAGUGGCCGCCGAAGUAUUGGAAGUUUCUUCUAGAAACCGAUGGAGACCCAAAGACCGAGGCUGCCUUUGUUGACUUCCGCAGAUUGGCGCGGAUUCGGUUGGUGGAUUGCCCGGCGGAUGAGAUUCGAAAGUACACACCUCUUAAGGAGAAUGGGCCAGAUCCUCUCGCCGACAAGGACGUGGUUACGGAGGACUGGUUGGGUAUUAAGCUGAGGAGCAAGAAGGUGCCGGUCAAGGCGCUUCUUCUUGACCAAGCGAAUAUCAGUGGCAUUGGCAAUUGGAUGGCCGAUGAGAUUCUAUACCACGCUAAAAUACACCCUGAACAAUACAGCAACACGCUGACAGAUGACCAAGUCAAAGAACUCCACUCCGCCACUCAUUAUGUCUGUACUACCUCCACCGAGGUAUUAGCGGACUCAGACAAGUUCCCUGAACACUGGCUGUUCAAACAUCGGUGGAGUAAGGGCAAGAAGAACAAAACAUCCGUCCUGCCAAACGGGGAUAAAAUCACCUUUCUCACUGUGGGCGGCAGAACCAGUGCUGUGGUCCCAAGCGUGCAGAAGAAGACUGGCCCUGUCGCAGGUGAUGUGAAGGAAGAGGAUGGAAGCAGUGAUGAGCCUGAAGCCAAGCGAAAACGGACAGCUCCGAAGAAAGAGGCACCGAGCACCAAGGCAAAGGUGGCGAAGAAGGAGGGAAAACAGAUGAUUAAGGCUGAAGAUGAUGAAGAUGAAGGCAAAGAGACGGAGAGUUCAUCAACAAGACGACGCUCAACACGAAACAGAAAGUAA
This is a messenger RNA of Aspergillus versicolor CBS 583.65, 1095 nucleotides long. Its product is annotated as putative formamidopyrimidine-DNA glycosylase. The record is from RefSeq and is a predicted model, not a curated record. Gene Ontology annotation, biological process: base-excision repair. The transcript has 2 exons. Gene Ontology annotation, molecular function: zinc ion binding; DNA-(apurinic or apyrimidinic site) endonuclease activity; DNA N-glycosylase activity. Lineage: Eukaryota; Fungi; Ascomycota; Eurotiomycetes; Eurotiales; Aspergillaceae. Gene Ontology annotation, cellular component: nucleus. Bases 1 to 1095 code for a protein of 364 amino acids.